This is a messenger RNA of Coregonus sp. 'balchen', 7396 nucleotides long. The record is from the annotation of a GenBank genome assembly. NCBI's taxonomy places the organism in Eukaryota, Metazoa, Chordata, Actinopteri, Salmoniformes, Salmonidae.
AUGGCGGAUGAUAGCGUCCAAGAAAUAACCAGCCCUCAAAUGUAUUUAUUUGGUGAGCACGUCUGUACUGCCAAGUUUAAUUUUAGUGCACAAUUAGUAAUAACAGACAUCUGUCCUUCGUUAUAUAGCUAGCUAGCUAUAGCUGUCCCAAAACACACCACAUUUAUCUAGCUAGCUAACGUUAAGCUAGGUAAUGCGCUUCUCGCGCCAAUUCAGCAAACCCCUCUUUUGUUUACCUUUUAGCAAGCUAGCAGGCUAACUAGAUUAAUUUGUUAUCAAUGAUAAUGUUAUAUUUACGUUUUCAAUUGUAGAACGCCUACAGCUAUUUGUUUAGAGUUUGCUAACCUAUGUGUUGUCAACUUUAGGUUGUACACUCAAAUCGGACAGAAAGGAGUUCAAAGUUGUGGUGGAGGACGAUGAUGCGGAUCAUCAGCUGUCACUCAAAGCAGUAAGAUCAUCACGAUGCCAAUUCUGAGCUCGAGCUUGUGUUAGACAAGAGCAGCGUUUCCCAAACUCGGUGCACGUUAUGGUUUUUGCCCUAACACUACACAGCUGAUUCAAACUAUCAAAGCUUAAUGAUUAGUCGAUUAUUCGAAUCAGCUGUGUAGUGCUAGGGCAAAAAACAAAACGUGCACCCCAUGGGGUCCCGAGGACCGGGUUUGAGAAACCCAGGACUAGAGAAUAUUAUAACAUUGUACUUGGCCAAAGGUUAAUAAUUUCGUUUUAAAACAAUAAAAAUGUCCUGACAAAUGAUGCAUGCAAUAAAAAUGUCCAUCGGAAUUAGGUCCUGACAACUGAUGUAUUUCAGUUAAACAACAUUGAGAGAGUUUCUGUAAUUGUAAUGAUAUAGCUAUAUGUUUUUAUAUAUUCUUCAUCAAUUCCUUUUAUUUGUACACCUUCUGCAGUAUAUUUAUCUUUGCACCUGUGCAGAAUGUGCACCUGUUAGAGAAACAUUUAAGACAAAUACAAUGACAACUUCUAUUUUAUGUCAUUGCAUAUCCAGUCUCUAUUUCACCUGAUGUUUACUUUUUGUUUGUGUAACGCCAUGCCACAAUACCAAGUUCACCUAUGUCAACAUUAUAAAUGAGUCACAGUUCUUUGAAGUAUAUUUAAAGGAAUAACAUUUUAGUCAACAAUGUGUUUUCUUAUACUAACCUUCUGAUCCUUUUCCUACCAUUGCAAAUGACUCAGUCCCUAUCCUCUAAAUGAAUAUCCUCAUUGUAACAUUCUUUCAGUCGCUCUCCCUUUUUGCCACCAAGUAGAGAUGAUGAUUGACAGAGAAAUUAGGGAGACGGUAGGUUGUUGGCGUGUUCCAACAUGGCUAAACAUACAGUAUCAUAUCUGUGAAACAGCUGUGUGUGUGUUGGUGUUGCAGGUGUGCCUGGGCACUGAGGCCGAGGAUAAGUUUCACACGGUGGAGAUCGAGGGCGUCACAUACGACGGAAAGACCACCAAAAUUCCACUGGCUGUGCUGAAGCCGUCCGUGCUGCCCUCUGUGAGUGUUUUAGAAUUAUGUGCUGUUACUCACCUGAAACUUAUUUUAACCCUGUCCCUUAUUCCACUUUUGUAAUAGUGGAAAACACUCAACUCCAUUACCAUGCAAUUACUAAGCAAUUACUCAAAUAACAUGUGUUGUUACUAUAGUAAUUACAGUGUUACUAAUUCACAGGUCUACACAGAUGCUACAGCUAUAUUUGGCCAUGACCCAAGCCACAACACUGGGCUGGAUGCAAUGAGCCACACAACCCAUUUCCAGUGUAUUGCACAUCUUUGAUUUUGCACACGCUACAUUGGUGGCUCUAGAGACAGCUACUUACGCUUGUUAAUGACUCUGAAGCAGACCAUGAGCGGCUAUGUCUCCAUGAUGUCAGGCUUGUUGCUCCUAAAGUAAUCCAGUUUCCACCUAUUAAAUGGAAAAUAUGAUUGCCGCCCUGAUCCAGAGAUCCAGAGAACACUGUCACCAUUGCUUGCUCUUUGGGGAUUUAGGCUGGGUAUCUGUAUAAGCAAUUGUGUGACAACUGCUGAUGUAAAAAGGGCUUUAUAAAAUACAUUUGAUUGAUUGAUUGUCUCUGUUUAUGACCUCCAUUGUUUAAAUAUGCUUGGCUUGUUGCCUUCUGCAUAGCUCGGGCCAAUGAUACAAGCUAGUGUGUAUUUUGGUUCUGGUUCAGGGCUUGAAAACACUAGCUGUGAGUGGAUAAUUGUGUUAUUUAUGGAAGUUAUCACUACCUGAACACUUUUACAGUAGUUAUUCUAACACAUACAUCUGUGUUUUGUUUGGUUGCCAUUGCAACCAGAACAAUGGCCUGGCAGUUAGGAAUUCACAUUGACAACUGUCUGGCAGCACCCACUUCUUUUAUGUUUAGCAAGCAGAUACAAGUGAAUAUAUGUUUUGAUUUUGAUAAGAUAGUAAUAGAUAAUUUGAUACAACACCUUUGCUUGCAGGUCUGUGGGAUCCACCCUCCCUCCCCCAAGUUGAAUGUACAUUCUGUAAAUGUAAUUUGUGACGUUGAACAUCUAUGGAGUUUUGGUUGAAUUUUUUACAUUUACAUUUUAGUCAUUUAGCAGACGCUCUUAUCCAGAGCGACUUACAGGAGCAAUUAGGGUUAAGUGCCUUGCUCAAGGGCACAUCGACAGAUUUUUCACCUAGUCGGCUCUGGGAUUAGAACCAGUGACCUUUCGGUUACUGGCACAACGCUCUUAACCACUAAGCUACCUGCCGCCAUUUCCAACCAAUGUUUUGAUGGUGUCAACCUCUCAUCGAAUGUGAAACAAUUGUUUGAAAUAUUGACUUGCUUAUUUUAUUCCUAAUUUUGGCAGAUGAGUUUAGGAGGGUUUGAGAUCACCCCUCCAGUAACCUUCCGCCUCCAGUCUGGCUGUGGACCAGUAUACAUCAGUGGACAGCAUUUUGUCAGUGAGUGACUUUUCAUUUGCAGUCUGCUGAUUUAGUUGUUUGUAUACUCUCUUUGGGCUAGAUAUAAGGUGACAUUUUGACAGUACAAGACAGCAGCACUGAAUUAAUUAUUUCCACUUUGCAAAAGAGGUGUAACCUAAUCUCAAUUUGUAGAUGUGAAGGACUCUGAUGACGAAGAGGAGGAAAACAACUCAUCACCUGUGAAGAGGCCGUUAAGCUUGACCUCGGGGAAGCGUCCUGCUCCGGUAUGUUUUUCUUGCUGUUUACUUCGCUCAUACAAGAGGGACAUAACUUAAUUAUUGGACUGGAUUCAGCUGCAUACAGUUAGGUCCAAAAUUAUUUGCACCCUUGAUAAAGAUGAGCAGAAAAAUACUAUAAAAUGAAGAAUACAAAUACUGAGCUAUACAAAUACAGUAUUCUUUAAAAAAUUCAACAAAAAAAAGGGAAAUUAUAUUAUUUUAUAUUAAUGCUCAGAGAAAUACAUUUUGUUCAACAAAUAAUAUAUAUAUUUUUAAUGAUAGUGGUCAAAAUUAUUGGCACCCCUGUUUUCAAUACCUUUCGAUACUUUACCUUGCGAGGAUAACAUCACUGAGACUUUUUCUAAAAGGUUUUAUGAGAUUGGAGAACAUAUUUGGAAAAGUCUUAGAGCAUUCCUCCACACAGAAUCUUUCCAGAUCCUUGAUUAAGUUCAUGAUACCGUUGACCUUAAGAAGGGCCCCAGGACCAGUGGAAGCAAAAUAGCCCCAUAACAUCAAAGAUCCACCACCAUAUUUUACAGUAGGUAUGGGGUUCUUUUCUGCAAAUGCAUCGUUCUUUCAACGCCAAACCCACCUCUGGUGUGCGUGGCCAAAGAGCUCUAUUUUCAUGUCAUCUGACCGUAGCACCGGUUCCAAUCCAAGUGUCAAUGCCAUUUAGCAAACUCCAGACGUUUUACAUCAAAUCAAAUUCCAUUAUUCGCAUACACAUGUUUAGCAGAUGUUAUUGCGGGUGUAGCAAAAUGCUUGUGUUCCUAGCUCCAACAGUGCAGUAAUAUCUAACAAUACACACAAAUCUAAAAGUAAAAGAAUGGAAUUAAGAAAUAUAAAAAUAUUAGGACGAGCAAUGUCGAAGUCCAGAGUAUAAAUAUAUACAGUAUAUAUGUGAUGGGAUGUAUAGACAUGAUGGACAGUGUGGAUAGGAUAUAUAGUAUAUCUGAAGAAUACGUGGAUAGAAUAGUAUAUGUACAGCAAUAGUUGAAUAGGAUGGACCUUGACUAGAAUACAGUAUAUACAUAUGAAAUGGGUAAAACAGUAUGUAAACAUUAUUAAAGGGACCAGUGUUCCAUUAUUAAAGUGACCAGUGUUCGAUGUCUAUGUACAUAGGGCAGCAGCCUCUAAUGUGCAGGGAUGAGUAACCGGGUGGUAGCCGGCUAGUGACAGUGACUAAGUUCAGGGCAGGGUACUGGGUGGAGGCCGGCUAGUGAUGGCUAUUUAACAGUCUGAUGGCCUUGAGAUAGAAGCACUGUCCCAGCUUUGAUGCACCUUUGAUAUUAUGUUAUUUUGCUUCCACUGGUCCAAUGGCAUCAUGAACUUUACCCAAUACCAAGACAUUUUUUGCCAGAAACCUGUUUGCCUCUGCCAGGAGGCUGAAACUUGGUCACAAGUGGAUCUUCCAGCAAUAAUGGAACUUGAACUGCAUUGAAUUAAAGAGGGCAGUCCAUAAGUGCAGACAAAGGAUAUUAAGGAUAUGGAAAGAUUCUGUAUGGAGGAAUGGUCUAAAAUCCCUCCCAAUGUGUUCUCCAAUCUCAUAAAACAUGUUAGAAAAAGGCUCAGUGUCAUUAACCUCACAAGGUGAGGUAUUGAAAGGUAUCGAAAACAGGUGCCAAUAAUUUUGAACACAUUCUUUUUGAGAUAAAAAAAAAAUUACUUUUUGAACAAAAUCUCAUUCUCUGAGCAAUUGUAUAAAAUUAUAUAAUUUCCCCAUUUUUUGGAGCACACAACAUAGCUCAGUAUUUGUAUUCUUUAUUUUAUAGUAUUUUUUUGCUAAUCUUUAUCAAGGGUGCCAAUAAUUUUGGACCUGACUGUACAUACCAUAUUCCUCAGCAGUCCUUAUUCAUGACCAAAAGUUUGAAAAUAUUGUGGCCCUUUGCAGAAGAAACUGAAAAUGGAGUCAGAUGAUGAUGAUGAUGACAGCGAUGAAGAUGACGAUGAUGAUGAGUAUGAAUCUUUUUUGUAUUUUAGAUUUGUUGCAUCAUAUAUCUUUGUUCAACUACCAUUAGAUAACCUGACAUACAUUUUCGUGUUCUAUUCUUUGUAGUGAUGAUGACGACGAUAGUGAUGAAGAUGAGGGUGAUGUGAAAGUACAGAAUGUUCCAGUGAAAUCAACUAUAAAGAAAGUAAGCCCUUUUUGUUCUCUCGCCUCAACAAAAAAAAUUACACUGGGUAUAGAUGAUGUACCUUAUAUGUCCACUAGGUGUCAUGUUAGACAAGGACUUGUCCAUGUAGCAGAGCAUGCCAAGAGGCUGCAUUCACAUAGGCAGCCCAAUUCUGAUCUUUUUCCCACUAAUUGGUCUUAAACCAAUCACAUCAGGUCUUUUCAUAUCAGAUCUUUUCAGAGCUGAUCUGAUUGGUCAAAAGACUAAUUAGUGAAAAAAAGAUCAGAAUUGGGCUGCCUGUCUAAACGCAGCCUUAGAUCAAAUAAAAUUGUAUUUGUCACAUGCGCCUAAUACAACAGGUGUAGACCUUAUAGUGAAAUGCUUACUUACAACCCUUAACCAACAAUGCAGUUUUAAGAAAGAAUACCAACAAAAAUCACACACAAAAUUACAAUAUAAAAUAAUACGAAAUAAAAGUAACAAAUCAUUAAAGAGCAGCAGUAAAAUAACAAUAGCGAGGCUAUAUACAGGGGGUAUCGGUACCAAGUCAAUGUGCAGGGGCACCGGUUAGUUGAGGUAAUAUGUACAUGUAGGUAGAGUUAGAUCCAACAAGUACUACUAUGUUGACAUUUUGCAGACAAGAGCGACUUACUGUAGUGAGUGCAUACAUUUUUGUACUUUUCAUACUGGUCCCCCGUGGGAAUCGAACCCACAACCCUGGUGUUGCAAGCGCCAUGCUCUACCAACUGAGCCACGCGGGACCAUCUUAGAUAGCUGGGAUUGGGACAUAUAGUAGGCAUAUUUUAUUUUAUAUAUAUUUUAUGGUCUUACAUCAAGUCUUAUUUGUGUACUGCAUAUCAGUGUCAACGACAAUUUUUAAAUGUUUUAUAGUUAUUGCAUGUUUGGUAAACUAGACAUGUUUUUAGCUCUUUCAUUUCUGCACCCGUUGACCUGCGGCCAUUUUUUCAUCUGGUUCCCUCUCGUACCCAUCUGGUUUUUCGAGACUAAAGCACAGGGUCUGCCGGGUAUAAUGAUCGGAUUUCUCCUCUGUAAUCUACCUGAGCACUCUGUGUUUCACCAGCACUGUGCAGAGCGAAACGCAUGCUAUAGUAGUAAAGACAACUCAAGAAAGGCAUGGGACUCCCCCCCCCCCCCCCCCCCUCUAUAUGGCACCUAGGCCUACAUGUCCUGUCCCUCAGUCCUCCCACCUUUCUCUUACGUUCCUCUCUUUAUCCUCUCUUUCUCUCUGAUACCCCCUUCUCUUGUUCAACAGUCCGUCAUUGCACCUGGCCUUUGUCUUUGAACAGUGUGUGUGUUCGCGUGUACAUGUGUGCCUGUGUGUGUGUAUCAUUGUGUGUGUGUGUGUGUGUGUGUCUGUUUGUGAUUUUAAAGGCAGCGUCCAAGUCUUAACUGUGCCAGACCGAGAGAGAUCAAAGCGGGGCAGAUGCACAUACCUGCGACAUGAGCACUGAUUCUAGCCCCAGAGCCAGACGACAGCUGAGCAUUUCUGUCACCUGUUGAUUUAUUCUGCUCCACACACAGCUCCCCUCCUCCGUUAAUUAUUUAUAUUUCUUCUACUUCCUCUUCUUUUCUUUGCUCUCUAUCUCUUUGUCAUGCUCAUACUGUAUUAUAGUGAUGAGCAGUGACAGUAUGGAUAUUACUAUGCUUCCUGGGUUGAAACCCAGAGGACAGAAAGCAUACUAAUUGCCCCCCUUUACUCCCCAACGACCUCCUUUACUGAUCUGACUGUAGUAGUGUAUAGACAGACAUAAAAGCAGACAGACAGGCAGACAGACAGUGAGAUAAAUGCUGUUCAAACUGAAGAGUAUUAAAAGUGCUGUGGUCUAUUUUGACAACAGCAACACUUUUUUUGCAGUGUCAACAUGUCAUCCUAAAUGAAACGAUUACUGGAAUUUGAUUUUCGGUUGUGUAUAGUGCUUCCUGCAUGUCUCCCAACUAAUUCUGUUGUCUCUUAGAGCCCGGAGCCUUUGGGGCAGAAGCCUAGAAGUGUGACAUGGGCGCAGAAUGGCUCACCAGGGAAACAAGGGGGACCAUUGGCUAAACCUCAAACCAAGGUAGGUCAACUUUUACAUCUGUUUAGGCCUCUUUAGGCCAACAUGAAGCCAGAGUAA